Molecule: messenger RNA, 8670 nt
Organism: Seriola aureovittata
Lineage: Eukaryota; Metazoa; Chordata; Actinopteri; Carangiformes; Carangidae
Gene: znf618
Product: zinc finger protein 618
Exons: 14
Coding region: 727-3522 (931 amino acids)
Source: RefSeq, a predicted model, not a curated record
UUAACAAUAAAAAACAUCAGGAAACAUCAGCAAAACAUAAACGUUUAUCUGACAAGGAGGCAGUGGUGGCUUUACACAGAAAUUGUCCAUGAACAAAAUGGGAUUAAACAUUAACCUAAUCAGAAGCCACUACAUGAAUCAAACAGCCCAUUGACUCUUAUAGAUUAAAGUGUGGAGCCGCAGUAAUGUCUGCUAUUAUAAUGUUUUCAGUUCACAUGAGAAUUUUUUCCUCUGCGUAAUUUCCAGUCUCUUUUUUCCCAGUGAAACUUCAUGGUCGUCCAACCUAUUUUUUCUGUCUUCUUCCCAGACUUUUUUCCUUUUUCUUUUCUUUUUUUUUCAUGUAGGCUAAUACACAGGCCGGCGCUGCAAUUUCGGAAUCUGCCCUUGUAUAUGGCGGACGAAAAUUUCCACAGGAGGAACCGCAACACAAACCCCGUGUGCAAGGCAGAAACGGAGAGCCUGCACGGACUGAGAAAACCUCGGCAAAUCCAUGAUUUAUUACGCCAUUACUCUUUACUAAAAUGUAACGUAGCGUGUCGCGGGGGAAAAAAACGCCGUAGUAAAAAUUUUUAACAUUUGGAAUUUCUCAUAACUAAUUCACAAUUUUUUUGGGGAAGCAGUUGUGCAGUCACCUCUGGUCGGGGAGGGAAGAUUUCUGGAGCGAGAGCCUGUUUCGCAUGAGCUGCAUCGUUUUUGGAGAAGCACAGGCUCAGAGGAGGCGGAGUCAUGAGUGCACAAGAGGCACCCAACCCUGGGAAGGAACAGGCGGACAGUGGGAGUGCGGCCACAGAUGGCCCCUCACCAACCUCAGCCACAGCGAACAAGAAUACUAGCCCACCACCUGUCACAGUUAAGAAAGAGCCCGGGACCUCGGAGACGAGCAAUGGGAAAGUUGUUGAUGCCAACCCUGCUGAGAUCUGUGUUGUCAUUGGAGGAAACGAUGGAGGAGCAAGUGGAGGUGGAUCCCGUAGAGCUCAGACCGAGGGUAUGUUUGCCCUUGGUACUCCUCCUCCAACGAAGAGCACAGACUCAUGCAUAGGUUCCUAUGUAUGUGGGGUAUGCGGGAAGAAGUACAAGUAUUAUAACUGCUUUCAGACACAUGUCAGGGCACACAGAGAAUCAGAGUCCAUGGUUGGCGAUGGUCUACCCCAGACACCCAACAGUAGCUUCCGUUACUCCUGUGACAUCUGUGGCAAGAAGUACAAGUACUACAGCUGCUUCCAGGAGCACCGUGACCUGCAUGCCGUUGAUGAUCCUUAUGAACAGGUAGUGUUACCUGUGGAUGGCCUUAAAGAGGAGGAGCCAGUUGAACCCUAUCAGAAAAUUGGACCAAAAACGGGGAGCUAUGUUUGUGAGUUCUGUGGGAAGCAGUACAAGUACUUCAACCCGUACCAGGAGCAUGUUGCUCUUCACACACCGAUGGGCUCCUUUGAUAUGAAGGCAUCACGGGUACAGGAAUGUGGUAGUAUGGAUAUGAGUAAAUUUGGCCACAGCCAAGCUGGAAAGAUAAAAAACAGUCCAUUCAGGCGGAAACUGGAGAGUGCGAUUCAGUCUAGUCUGGUUGACACAAACAGCUCACAGAAUUCAAGCGGAACUCCGAGCCCUCUGGUGGCCAGCUCCUUCUCUACAACACAGAAACCCUACACUUGUGGUGCCUGUGGCAUCCAGUUCCAGUUCUACAACAACCUGCUGGAGCACAUGCAGUCCCACGCUGCUGACAAUGAGAACCACACCAAAGGGGACUCUCCCAAAACCUCCUCUGCCUCGGGUCCUCAGGAGCAGCUGUGGAGAGGUUCUCAGGCUCAGGCCCAUUCCUCAGUUAAACUACAAAUCCAGCCUCAAAGUAUCUCCCAGAGAAACCACACACUCAGCCAAAAUAAUGGACUACCUGAAAAGGAGCGACAGCAGGUGGCUGAGCGCCUGUUACGGGUAAUGUGUUCAGAUCUGAGCAUGCUAAAUGUGCUUAACAGCAAGGACUUCCUGAAGUUGGCACAGACCCUGGUCGACACGGGUGCUCGUCAUGGUGCCUACUCCACCCGUGAUGCUCUUGGCAACAUGAGUGCCUUGGCACUGCGCCAGCUGCCCCGCAUGUACAACCAAGUGAAAGUCAAGGUCACGUGUGCUCUAGGCACCAAUGCUUCACUUGGCAUCGCUGUCACCUGCCACUCCCAGACAACUGGACCAGAUGCUUGCUAUGUUCUAACAGCCUACCAGGUGGAGGGGUCGAGACUGAAGCGCUAUGUGCUCGGUGUGAGGGAGGCUGAGCUGAGGGAAGGGCCGGAGCAGGUUCACCACUGGGUGCAGAAUGUGCUAUCUGAGUUUGUGAUGUCAGACAUUCGCACUGUGUACGUCUCAGAGCCGAGGGUUGGGUCAUCGGGAUUCGCAGGAUCACCACUGGGUGGCGGUGGCCGGGGGAGAAUAUGCUUGCGCUGCGCAGGGUGUUCCCUCGGUGCAGUUGUCCAGGCUGUUCUUGGGAAGCGCAGUCUCCAGGCUCGAGGUCUUCAUGAGCUGGCCGAGCUUCUCUCAACGUGCAGAGAUAUUGCCUCCUCCACUACACUGGUACUUCGUGAGGAACAGUGCACCAACACAUCCACAAGCACAACUGACGAAGGUACACAGGGCAGCCCCGCACAGUGCCCCACUCCUCCUUGCUGGGAUCGCAUGGCUGAAGCUCUUCUGCAGGUCCAUGCCCACUUUGAACAGAUUUGUGAAGCUUAUGGACGCAGUAAGGCCACGGCUCCACUACUCCAAGGUCUCAACAAGCAUCUGCUGGGCACGCUGGCUUGUCUGUUGGCACCUCUGCGCCUGGCUGCUCUGGAGCUCAGCAGCCAAAGGAGACCAACCUUACAGCAGGUGCUGCCCGUCUACCUUCGCUUGGAGAAGUUUUUCACAUCCAAAGCAGGAGAGGCUGGAACUGGCACUGCUAGCAAACUCUGCCACUACUUCCUAGAAGCACUCAAGGAAAAUUUCAAGGUUGAACGAGCUCACCAGGUAGCCAUGGUCCUGGACCCACAGCUCAAACUGCGUUCAGUGCCAGCAUACCAACAUGAAGACAUAAUCUACCGUGCAUGCGAAAUGGCUGCUGAACCCAGGGAUGGAGGUAUGACAGGUGGUGGAGGUUCAGGUGGUGAAGAACGCGACACUGAUGGUCCACCAACCCCUAAAAUAAGCCGCAUAGAGGGAGGUGGAAGCAAUGGUGGCACCUCGAGGGGGUCAUCCUCAUCUUGCACAGUGUCCAGUAAUGAUGACAGUCAGAGCCAAGUUAGACAAGAGAUUUUUCAAUACCUGGCCGAGCCCCUUGUCCAAGGGACACCUGACCUCUUCCAGUACUGGAGCUCAGCAGUGGGUGACAAGUUCCCCAGGCUUGCUCGCCUGGCACUGUGGCUCCUCGCUGUGCCUGCUGUGGGCAUACGCGGUGAGUGUGUGACUGUGUGCGAGCAGAGCCUGGCUAUGAAGAGGAGGCAGCAGGUCACUGCUGAGGAAAUGAACAAACUCAUUUUCCUUCGCUCUAACAUGGGCUAGAAGAGAAACCCAACCAACCCUAAUCAACCAAACUUUCACCUCCAACGAAUGACUCAAGACUAUUAUUUAUAUACUGUAGGUUUAGACCAACUGUAAACUUCAAUGUGUAUGGACAUUAAAUACUUCUUGAAACAGAUAUAUACAGGAAAACUCACAUUGUAUAGUUUGCAAACACCCAUAAAACGGCUUAUUACAUAUUUUAUAUGGAGGAAGGACUGUUGUAAAGUACUGUGGACAAAAUGUAGGGGUGGAACGUUAACUCUCAAAAGAUUGUCCUGGUUGGUACGCCACCCUCGGUAUGGGAUGCACAUGUAAGCAGGAUGAGUUUCGGUCUUCUCUUGGCCAGUGAUUUGAAUUACUCCAGCCUAACAACUAAACUGCUACUAGGCUAUAAUGCUGUUAUUCUCACUGGAUGGCAACAUUUUCAGGUAAAAUCAACUUUCACUGCUUGAAACAACUGUCAUAGACCUUUAGAAAAUAAUCAAACCAGAUGAGCAAAGUUGUCAAAGAGGGAUGAAGCAGUUAAAAACUGUAGCAUAUACAAUAUGUUGAAGAGUUAUCAUUUUCAUUGGUCUAUGACAAAAAGGAUCAAGUGGUGAAUCCUCACUGCCGUUGUACCUCGGACAAGUAAGUGUGCUAGGUUUAUGAUUUACUGUUAUGUACCACUGAAAAUGAUAUGUUUAAGCAUAUUCAGCCGCAGUGGAUAUAUCUGAGCUUAAUCAUUAUGGCAAAUUUUUUGAUGGUUGCUUCAGUGGUCUCAAAAUGUAGCUGCGGAUCAUUUGCAUGCACUGCACUGCAUGCAUUUUUUAACCACCAGGGUAAAAAAACACAAAAAAAACAGCUGAUUAAACAUUAAUUCCGAUAUGAUGCAUUCCUCCUUGUUUAUGUCACAAAUUGUAAAGAAAAAUCAUCCAAUGGUUUGUUUUCUUCCUAAAACAAAAGAGAUAAAAAGUGUUCUCAAGCUCUUAUGCUGCUAGAUAUGCAAGUCAAAUUGCUAGACUUGCACAGAAGGCCGAUAUUAUUAGGUUGACUUAAAUGAAGUCAUGCUUUUGAUUGAGUUUCCUUUACAAAUAUUUGUUUGGUACAUGCACAAAGAGGGCAGCAUUAUAUCAGAACCUGUUUGUGGUCAGCUUUUACACUGAUUUCAUUUAGCCUUACUCUUAGUAAGUAAGUUACUAUUAUACCUACAACCUUAGCUGGAUUGCAUCAACAAGGGAUUAAGACACAUGCUGAAUUAAUAAAUCUUAUAUUAUCCUAUGAUACUUGAUGGUACAACUCAGCCUGCAUGUCAGUAAAUAUACAGUGAUAACAUCUAGAGGCCACUUUGUUUGGCUGGAUGAUAGUCUCCAGUGCUGGUAAUUCAGGAAUUCCACACCACUCAGCUCUGUAAAAAGACACACCUACAGUUGUGUCUAUAAGAUGCAUCAAUACACCUCUUUCAACAUGGAAGAUGUUUUUGCCUGUGCAUCGCCCUCAGAUAAACAGCAGUAAUGUUAUUAGCCAUCAGUUUGGUAAGCUUGUAGGCAAGGAUUUAAUUCAUAAUUGCAUAAAUCCUUGUGUGGUUGGCCACUGUGUGUUUGUGUGUGUUUGUUUAUGUUUAUGUAUGCGUUUGUUUUCAAAGCUUAACUAGAAAACUUUUCCACAGGAAAGUUAGAUUAUUAUUUUAUUUAUUAUACUUUCCUCAUUUAUCAUUCUAAUAUAAACAUUGUCUUCCUUAUGUGCGCUACGAAUUUCCAUUUUUUUUAAGGCAAUAAGCUUUAUCAUAGGGGCAUAGUUUCCGACUUUCACUAUUAAAAAUGACUGUUGUCAUGACUUUCCGACAGUUUAUUAUUAACAGUAAAUUAUUUUUCUCUUUGUGAAAUCAACGGGAUUUUCUCAGGAAUGAGUGCACCCAAGCUGGCACCGCCACUUUUUCCUCAAUGAACCUAAAACACACCAAACUGUGACCUCAAUGCCGAGGUAUGUACUGAACCGUGACUUUUGUGAAACGUUCCACCCCAAAUGCAGUUGGUGCCACUUGCAACAAACGAAGAAAAAAAGAAAAAAGAAAAAGGAUCACUGAGGGUUAUUUCUUUCAGGACGAAACAAAUUCUGCCAGUACAUUCACUAAGUCAACACUUGCAUACUAAUGAAGUCAAGUUAUUUAUUUUUUUAUGGAUUCUAGAAUACAUUUACGUGAGCUAAUACCUCCUAAAAUGACUUGGAUGAAUGGAAGUUAUACUGUAAAAUUUGUUUGUUGCCUCUGGUACUAAUCAGUCAGAUACUAGUUUGUCAUCUGUGUUUUUGGGCCUUAAGUCUCUUUCAUGCGAUCACCUUAAACCCCUCAGUCAGAGCCAACAUCAUGCCUUUAUAUUGCUGUUCAAUGGCCUUCGUUUCACCAUCUUUUCUAAAGCUUGUAGUUUUUUUUUUUUUUUUUAUUUCACUCCUGUAGAAGGGACUUAAUGGCUGAUGGUUGGAAACAGUGCCCUCUAGUGGUCAAAUGUGGACUUUAAAAAAAAAAAAAAUGUGGGCAACUGUGGUAUUUGACAAGUGCUUUAUUCUAAUGUUCCCAAGUUUUAAAAAGGUUGAACUGAUGAGCAUGCACGCUUUUAGAGUCUCAUUUCACUUUGUAAGACAGGUCAGGAAUAAUUUCAACAAUAACACACCCAAGCACAAGUAUCCACUGUAUUAAACAUGUACUGAAAUGACUCAGUAGCAGAUUAGAAAUCACAUUUGCAGGUCUUUGUAUUGGAACAGCCGCAUAAAUCAAUACUAAUGUUAUGACAUAAACAUCAGGAUUUGGAAUUUAGUUAUCAUACUAUUUUGUGGUGCAGUUAGAAUAUUGUGUUUUGAUUCUAAAGGCUGCAGUACCGUUCAAUGACUUGACGGCUCCACAUGAAUGAACAGGGAAUGUCUCUACCUGCUUGACUAGAGUUGACUUUUUUUUUUGUUGUUGUUGGUUUUUUUUUCACUUUUUUUUGGCAGAAACUAUAUCACCUACUCCUGAUUUAAAUGUUUAACACUCAUAGUCGAAUCAUGUUUUCCAGCUUUAGGCUGCAGUGCAACUCAAGGUGCUGCUACAUUAUAUUUCUGCCCAACGAAUACUUCUCAGCCUCACAAUCGUUUCGGUGUAAGCCUCUACGGUGGAGAAAUUUAAGCAUCCACUUCCUGUUAACCUGCGAUCUCCUCCGAUCAGAGUUCACCGUUUUCAACUUUGACCUUGCAGAUGUGCAUGGCCAAUAGAAAACACUGACACACUGUACCUUGAAAUGGAGAAGUCACUGUUCUAACGCUGUGUCAUCAUCUUGUUUUGUUCAAUAUCACACUAACAAGACUACAAACUGCAGCAUCACCCUCGUGGAAUGUUUGCAGUUUGUAAUCGCUCUGAUCGACGUUUAUUUAUCACCCACAUUGGAGUUGUGUGACAUCACAUCUGUUUUCGGGGCUGAGUGCGGAACAGUUUUGUUCAAAAUAAGGUGAAUGUGACUGUACCUUUCAGUUGUAAGGGCACAGGGAGUAGGAAGUCAGUGCACUGCACACGGGAAAUUAAAGGGCAUUGGAGCAAACGGUGUAGUGAACAAAAAUAAAUAUAAGGUCUUAAAUUAUGUUUAUGUCUCACAACUACAUGAUGUUUUUUAAAAGACUGUAGCUCUCCUUACCUCCACUAACAGCUUUGAUUUUAGAAAUGUUUUUCUCUCCUUAAUGGGUUUUUAAAAAACAUAUGUUUUUUUUUAUUUAGGUUCUCAGAAGGAAUUAUAAUUAUGUCUGGGUUGAUUUGGUUAUCUAACAAUUUAACACACUUUAUCUGUUUUUCCUCUUGGGGAAAAUGGCUUGAUUCAGUGUAACCCAGACAUCACUGCAUUGUGAUAAUUUGCAUUCCUGAAAUCAAUAUGUAUACUGCUGUUUUCGAACUGAUUUAUGUUACACAUUUAUAUUUUGGUAGAAAAAAAAAAGAAAAUUGCUGUAAAUUAUAUUUUAAAUUUAAUUUUUUAAGUACCAAUCCAAUGUUUUACCUCAGUACAGAGAAGGUAAUGUUGUAAUUUAGUGAUUGGAAAUCAGCUGUUCAUACAAAAAUUAGCUUUGGUCAGAGAAGUAGUCGAAAUACUGUACAUUGGUUUGCGGUAUUAGCAGUGAUCCUCGAUUGAACUGAUGAAGGGAUUUUUCUUACAGUUUUUAAAUACAUAUUUUAAAUAGGAUAUGCUCUGGGACAAAAUGCCAUCGUUGACGUAAUGAUGUCAACUUAAUUUUACUUAGAAAUAGCAUUCUUUUUGUUGAUUAAAUGAGAAUUAUAUCUAAGAUAUGCAUGCUUUUAAUAAGAGUACUGAUAUAUAAAGUUAUAAGCCAGUGUUUCUCAUCAGAUGGAAGUGAAUCAUGUUGGCUCUGAGUAGAAGUUACCUUAAGACGCUCAUCAUGAGAUAGAGAAGUGACCCCGCACUGAAUUUUAACCUUUUCAAGGUGGGAGUAUCGAUACUGAUCAUGGGUUGGUGUUUAUGGGCUGACAUCAUCCAUUUUCAGAGGAUGUAUUGUGUAAAUACAAGAGAACUGCUGUUUUUAUGCCACAAGGGGGCGCCUUCAUUUCAGAGAUACAGUAGGGAGCACCAAUAACAUUAUACCUCUUUUUUCUACAGUAGCAUUUCAAAAGGUUUUGAUAUGAUAGAAAACUCAACUUAGAUACUGUUAUUAGAAAACUGAAAUCAGCUGUAAGUUUUAUUUUGUUUCAGGAUUUUAACUUAUUCAGAUAAUAAAAGUUCACUUGUAAAAUAUGGUAUAAGGAUGCUAACAUGGAGAUCAGUUUUAACUAUGGAUUAUAGUCUGUAUUAUCAAUUCAGGUUAAGAAAUUAGUGUUGCUUUCAUCCUAUUUUACAGGCAUUUCUUCCUUUUAUACUCUGCUAAAAUGCAAAAAAUGUGUUUUGAUUCUAUUCAUUUUGUCUUUUUUAUCGCACUUUGGCAGCAGAUUCCUGUGUAGAUUCAAAUCUGAGUUGUCUUAUUAGUAAGCCUAAUUUAUACUUUUGUAGCAACACUAUUUUUAUAUAAUGGCAAAGAAAGGGUUCAAUGUCUUUUUUUGUUUUGUUUUUCCUGUGUCAUAUAUGGCAGCGCUGUUCAAUGUUUCUUGAAUACAUUACCCACUGUAGUAUGUGAUGUGUGAAUAAACUCCAAAUCUGUGUCAAA